Molecule: messenger RNA, 582 nt
Organism: Pocillopora meandrina
Lineage: Eukaryota; Metazoa; Cnidaria; Anthozoa; Scleractinia; Pocilloporidae
Source: the annotation of a GenBank genome assembly
AUGGAGAGAGUAGACCGUGAUACAGUAGGAUACCUGAUCAACAGUCUCAAGAAUGCAAACAUGUACGACAAAGUCAACAUCAUGUUCGUAAGUGACCACAGUAUGACUGAUACGUCGUCUAAAAGGCAGAUUUUCCUCGAGGACUACAUCAACCUCGACGACUUUCAGCUCGUUGAAGGAGGAGCCGUUGGCCACAUCUGGGCUGAAGGUAAACAAGUUGACGACAUUUACAGAAAUCUUAUAAGUGCUAAUAAUGCUCACAUGAGGGUAUACAAAAGGGAAGACAUCCCAGAAGAAUACCACUGGAAGCACAACUUCAGGAUCCCGCCGAUUUUCGUCGACCCCGACGUUGGAUGGGUCAUAAAGACUGAGCGUUCAAAGGCACGUCAAGGGAAUUGGACAGUGGGAGAUCAUGGCUGGCCUUCAACGAGGUCCAAAAGUUACUCUGUGUUCUUUGCCCGUGGUCCUGCCUUCCGGAAGGGGAUUGAAGUGUCAUCCUUCAACACCGUGGACCUGUACCCUCUGAUGUGUAAUUUAUUGGGAAUUGAGGUUAAACCCAAUAAUAAUAAUAAUAAUAAUUAA